GGCGGAUCGCUGAGGAGUUGUUAGCGAAGAUGGCGGUGGCGGCUGCUGCGGCGAAGCUCCGGGGCUCAGGUCGAGGCUUGGGCCAGGCUGGCGUCCUGCUCCUGCGGCGGCUUGGUGCUCGGGGGCUGGCUAGAUAUCACCCCCAGAGGCAGGAGCAGCAGCACUUUCCAUCCCUGGAUGACAAGCCCCAGUUCCCUGGGGCCUCGGCGGAGUUUGUAGACAAGCUAGAAUUCAUCCAGCCCAAUGUCAUCUCUGGGAUCCCCGUCUAUCGUGUCAUGGACCGGCAGGGCCAGAUCAUCAACCCCAGCGAGGAUCCCCACGUGAGAGGCCCCCUCCUUCCCACCCUGUGCCUCCCACACCCAGGCCCCUUGUCCAUCUCCUCUCUGGUCCCACCUGGCCUACAUCUGUCUGUGCCUCCACCUGCAGCUGCCCCAGGAGACGGUGCUCAAGUUCUACAAGAGCAUGACUCUGCUCAACACCAUGGACCGCAUCCUCUACGAGUCCCAGCGGCAGGGCCGGAUCUCCUUCUACAUGACCAACUAUGGCGAGGAGGGGACACAUGUGGGGAGUGCGGCAGCGCUGGACAGCACGGACCUGGUGUUUGGCCAGUACCGGGAGGCAGGGAGCAGGAGACCGGGCAGGAAGGGCCGGUCUGCCCCCCACCCCGCCUGCAGGCUCACACGGCCUCCUCCUCGCCAGGUGUGCUAAUGUACCGGGACUACCCCCUGGAGCUGUUCAUGGCCCAGUGCUAUGGCAACGCGAGCGACCUGGGCAAGGGGCGCCAGAUGCCCGUGCACUAUGGCUGCAAGGAGCGCCACUUCGUCACCAUCUCCUCUCCGCUGGCCACGCAGAUCCCGCAGGCGGUGGGGGCGGCCUAUGCGGCCAAGCGUGCCAACGCCAACAGAGUGGUCAUCUGUUACUUCGGGGAGGGGGCGGCCAGCGAGGGGGAUGCCCACGCCGGCUUCAACUUCGCCGCCACCCUCGAGUGCCCGGUCAUCUUCUUCUGCCGGAACAACGGCUAUGCCAUCUCCACGCCCACCUCUGAGCAGUACCGCGGGGACGGCAUCGCUGCUCGAGGCCCGGGCUACGGCAUCAUGUCCAUCCGCGUGGACGGCAACGAUGUGUUUGCCGUGUACAACGCCACCAAGGAGGCCCGGCGGCGGGCCGUGGCUGAGAACCAGCCCUUCCUCAUUGAGGCCAUGACCUACAGGAUCGGGCACCACAGCACCAGUGACGACAGCUCGGCCUACCGCUCGGUGGACGAGGUCAAUUACUGGGACAAGCAGGACCACCCCAUCUCCCGGCUGCGGCACUACCUGCAGGGCCGAGGCUGGUGGGACGACGAGCAGGAGAAGGCCUGGAGAAAGCAGUCCCGCAAGAAGGUGAUGGAGGCCUUUGAGCAGGCGGAGCGGAAGCCGAAACCCAACCCCAACCUGCUCUUCUCUGACGUGUACCAGGAGAUGCCGGCCCAGCUUCGCAAGCAGCAGGAGUCCCUGGCCCGGCACCUCCAGGCCUACGGCGAGCACUACCCCCUGGACCACUUCGAGAAGUGAGGCCCGCUUGCCCCAGCCCACCCCCACCCACCUCAACUCCCCUGAGGGGCAGCCCCAUUCUGGGGGGUGCCCAGGGAGCUGCAGGAUGCCACCCUGCUUCCCCAGCCAGCCCCCUCUGAAAUACUGGGGCCAGGACUCCAGCCAACCAUCUCCACUCCUCCAGGCUGUUACCCUGGGUGGGGGGGGGGGGGGCUCCGUCAGCCCCCUCCUCGCCUGUUACAGUGCCUUCUCCCAGGGGCUGGGCCAGGACGCCUCCAGGACUAGAAGUCCCUCUGGGUGGGCGUGGUGGGUCAGCCUGUGGAAGUCACUCCCUCAAAGUGAGAGGUGGUCAGCAGGUGGCCAAUAAACUCUGUGUUUGGCUCUGUGCCA
This is a messenger RNA of Leopardus geoffroyi (Geoffroy's cat), 1922 nucleotides long. RefSeq names its product branched chain keto acid dehydrogenase E1 subunit alpha (gene BCKDHA). Bases 30 to 1553 code for a protein of 507 amino acids. Lineage: Eukaryota; Metazoa; Chordata; Mammalia; Carnivora; Felidae. The record is from RefSeq and is a predicted model, not a curated record. The transcript has 8 exons. Gene Ontology annotation, molecular function: oxidoreductase activity, acting on the aldehyde or oxo group of donors, disulfide as acceptor. Gene Ontology annotation, biological process: branched-chain amino acid catabolic process.